Messenger RNA from Closterium sp. Naga37s-1, 5010 nucleotides. The record is from the annotation of a GenBank genome assembly. NCBI's taxonomy places the organism in Eukaryota, Viridiplantae, Streptophyta, Zygnematophyceae, Desmidiales, Closteriaceae.
AUGGGGCACGAUGUGUUGAAUGAGACGGGUGCAGAGUCCGCGCGCGAGCUUGGUGAUGCUACCAGUCACACCUGCGCGCAGCUUGAUGGGUGUGAUGGGCGUCUGCAGCAGAAAGGGCGGAAGGGGCAGCAGGGGCAGCAGCAGGGACAGGAGCAGCGGCAGGAGGAGUCGAGGGAGCAGAGGCCAGCAGAGCAGGAACAAACGCCUCAGGGGCGUUCGGGGAAAAUGGACUCACGGAAUGAAGAGAGGUAUGCGAAGGCAGGUGAGGAAUUUGAAGCCAGAGUGGUGGAGGAAGGGAAGGGCAAGGGAGGGGUAGGGAGGCAUGCACGCAGCAGGAGCUUGGUGUCUCUCCGAGCCAAGCAUCACAGCGGCACCAGCGGCACCAGCACUGCUUCUGGUGACGACCUAGGCGCGGCAGACCUCUUCCCUGCAGCUGUGCCUGGCUCGUUCCUCUCUGUUGCCUCUGCUGCUGCCUCGGCUGCAGUGUGUGCGGCAAGCUCAGCAAGCCGGGUGGUGCUGCAGGGAAUGCAAGGGCCAGGGCCGUCCAACCACGGCUCUGCCACUGCCACAGGGGUUGCUGGUAGCAGCAGCAGUGGGGACACAGCGAGGAGGAGGAAAGGCAGGAGCGUGAGCAGCAUUGGGUUAGACUUCCAGCCUAGCACAUUCAUUCCCAGCAGUAGCAGCAACAAGGGGAAGGGCCUCUUCAGGCACAGGCGUACUGUGAGUGAAUUCCACCACCAGGGAACCGCUUCUGCUGCUAGUCAUGGUGAAAGCGAUGGUUGUGAUGGUGAUGGGGGUACUGGUGACGCUGGUGGUGCUGGUGGUGCUGGUGGUGCUGGUGGUGCUGGUGGUGCUGGUGGUGCUGGUGGUGCUGGCAGUAGCUUUCCCAGCGGCGAUUCGCCUGGAAGGUUCCGCCAUUCUCGGCAAGCCAGCACUGGCAGCCGUGCCUUGGUUGCUCUCACCAGCUGCACCUUCCCCCGGAAUCCGAGCCCCCUCUCCUCCCCUGCCCGCCCUGCCACUGCCAGCCCUAACGGUCGUGCCAGCAGGGGGCAUGCAAGCAGCGGGCAUGCAAGCGGCCAGAGAAGCAGUAUGAAGAGUCCUCUAGGCUCCCCCUCCCUCCACACCCUCUCUCCUUCUCGCUCACCCUCCCGCCGCUUCCCCACACUCUCCUCCUCACCUUUCUCGCGGUCCCAGCCCCCCUCCUCUCCCUUCCCUGCCUCCUCGUCCAUCUCCCCUGUAUUCUCCCCCACACUCUCGCCUACCCUCUCUCCCACUCACUCACCCACUCGUUCUCGCAACAGCAGCCCCGUUCCUCGCCUCCGAACCUUGAACCUCCCGGGUCUGUUCCUCCGAGCCUGCAGCCCAGCCUUGUCACCCAACCGAGGCUCGUCACCCAGCCGAGGCUGCAUGGCAGGCUCGGCGUCCAGCUGCUUUGGAUACAUAGGCAGCCCCCAAGGGUAUGGGGGCAGGUCACCUGGUGGUAGCAGUGAGAGCAGGAGCGAAAUUGGUGAAAGCAGUGGUGGCAGUGAUUGUGGGGAUGCGAUAAGUGGUAGUGAGGGUGGAAGCAGUGUUGGUAACGAUAGUGGGGAUGAUGGUGACAGCGAAAGCAGUGGCAGUGAGGGUGGCAGCGACAUUGGGGGUGAUGGCGGGGGUGAUGGUGGGGGUGAUGGCCCGAGCAGUCCUGCUGGUAGCAUGGUGCUGCAUUCUGAUGGUGAAGGGUUUGGGGCGGAGGGAGUGGAAGAGGGUGGGGAGAAAGGUGGGGUGGAGGGUGUGGAGGAGGCUGGGGAGGAGGAUGGGGAGGAGGGUGGGGAGGAGGGUUGGGAGGAGGGUGGGGAGGAAGGUUGGGAGGAAGGUGCGAAGGAGAGUGGGGAGGAGGAGGCUGAAGAAACGGGAGGGGUAAGGAGUGGAGAGGAAAGCGGAAUCCAGGGAAGAGUGGGGUUACAGGGAGAGGAGGGAGAAGGAGAGGGGGGAGGAGGAGGGGAGAAGGCUACACCGCGACCUGUCUCCCCUGCUACCGCCACCUCCCUCUGUUCCUCCAUCUCUCAACCUCUGACGCAGUCCAUCAACCCAACACCUCAGGUGCACCUCCCUUCACGCCCAGCCACUGCUGUGACUCGCCAGCCCAGUGCUGCUCACUCCUUCCUGCAGGAGCUCAGUGCGAGCCAAGCCAAGGGGGUGUGUAUGGCUUCUGAUGUGCCUCGGAAACCCUCACCGUCUCGCCCAGCCACCCCCAUAUCCUGCCAGCCCAGUGCUGCUCGCAGCUUCCUGCAGGAGCUCAGUGCAAGCCGGCCACAGGGCGUGGGCAUGGGGGCCAACCGAGGGGGAGGGCAAUCGAACGGUGCGAAUGCUGUGAAUGGGAUGACAGGUGCCAAUGACAUGGAGAGAAGGGGAGACGGUGCUGUGAACAGUGAGCCUCCUGAAGACAGCCAGUACAGAGGCGGCAGGCGGCGUUCCUUGUCUCCAUUAGGACCGCAGCCGUCCGCCAGUGUCCCUGGUCCCAACCCAGUAGCAGAUUUUAGGCCUGCUUCUGGCACGCUCUGGCAGCAGCAGCAGCAGCAGCACUACCAACCUCGGGCACAGCUAGUCCGCGCUCACAGCACUGCCGCGCCUCAUGCAAGCAGGGCGACAGCAGCAAGUGCGAGUGGCAUGUAUAGGGAGCAGCAGCAGCACCCACAGACGCACCUGGUCCGCGCUCACAGCACUGCCGCGCCUCUUGGGAGCAGGGCUGCAGCAGCAGCAGCAGCAGCAGCAGCAAGUUCCUCUGGCGUGUACAGGCAGGAGCUCAACUCUCCAUCGCACCUGGUCCGCCCUCACAGCACUGCUGCACCUCUAGGGAGCAGGGCAGCAGCAGCAAGUUCGUGUGAUGUGUACAGGCAGGAGCACCACUCGUCAUCGCAGCUGGCCCGUUCCCAAAGCACUGCUGCGCCUCAUGCAAGCAGCGCCGCAGCAGCAGCAAGUCCGUCUGACAUGGACAGGCAGGAACAAUAUCCUUCACCUUCCUUGCACCUGAUCCGCGCUCACAGCAUUGCUGCGCCUCAUGCAAGCAGGGCAGCAGCAGCAAGGGCUGCUGGGAUGCCUUUAGAUCACGUUCCUCGAGUGCCGUUGCUUCCCCACAUGCGGCCAGCACCACUUCUGACUGCUGGAGGGAGCAUGGGUGUUGUGGAGAGGUAUGGCAUGAAUGGUGGUGGGGGCAUGGGUGGUGUUGGGGCCAUGGGUGAUGGUGGUGGCAUGAAUGGUGGUUGGGGCAUGGGUGGUGUUGGGGCCAUGGGUGAUGGUGGUGGCAUGAAUGGUGGUUGGGGCAUGGGUGGUGGUGCAGCCAUGAGAAGCAGAGGGGGUGCCGGAAGGAUGGGGCCCAUGCACCAUGCACACAUGAACAGGAUGGGUAUGAGGCGGUGUGGCAGCUUGAACAUGUCCGCUGACGUGGACGUGCCUUAUUGGGCUAGUCAUGCCGAUGACGUGGACGAGUUCCACGAAGAACCGCAUGCUGACGUGGAUGGAACGUGGGGUGUAGGUACAGAAGAUGGAUGGGGGCGUGGUGCUGAGUCAGCAGUGUGGAACCACGGGCCGGCUUAUGUUAGCAUGCCACAGCGGCCGUACUCUUCUGGGGGGGCUCCCGUAGAAAAACUCGAAUCGCUGUACAAAAUCGGCGGGAAACUAGGCCAGGGUCAGUUCGGCGUUACAUAUCUAUGCACGGAGCUGGCGACGGGAAAAGAGUACGCGUGCAAGACAAUCGCGAAGAAGAAACUGAUCACCGCAGAGGACGUGGCAGAUGUGAAACGCGAGGUGGCGAUCAUGCACCACCUGGCGGGUCACAAGAACAUCGUGUGUAUCAAGGGCGCGUACGAAGACGCGUACGCGGUUCAUAUCGUCAUGGAGUUGUGCUCCGGUGGGGAAUUGUUCGACCGGAUCAUCAAGCGGGGGUACUUCAGUGAGCGGCAGGCAGCCACAUCGAUUCGCACGAUAGCGCAGAUAGUGGAGACGUGCCACUCGCUGGGCGUGGUGCACCGCGACUUAAAGCCCGAGAACUUCCUCCUCGCAGACAGGACGGAGAAUGCCGACCUCAAGGCCACCGACUUUGGCCUCUCCACCUUCUUCAAACCAGGCGAGUUCCUAUCCGACGUGGUGGGCAGCCCCUACUACGUGGCACCGGAGGUGUUGAGGCGGCGCUACAGCAAGGAGGCGGACAUAUGGAGCAUGGGCGUCAUUCUCUACAUCCUCUUGUCUGGGGUGCCGCCCUUCUGGGCUGACACGGAGCAGGGCAUAUUCGAGGCGGUGCUGAGGGGGCAGAUGAACUUCGCCACACAGCCAUGGCCUGCCAUCUCCUCCGAUGCAAAGGACCUCAUCCGCCGCAUGUGCUGCCUCGACCCCGCCCACCGCCUCACCGCCUACCAAGUGCUCUGCCACCCGUGGGUGGCACAGGACGGAGUGGCGCCAGACAGGCCUCUGGACGCAGGGGUCAUCUCUCGCCUCAAGCAAUUCUCAGCUAUGAACAAACUAAAAAAAAUGGCUCUGCGGGUGAUCGCAGAGUCGCUAUCAGAGGAGGAGAUCUCAGGGCUGAAGCAGACGUUUGAGAUGAUGGACACGGACAGGAGCGGCACCAUCACGUUUGAAGAGCUCAAGGCGGGCCUGCAGCGCAUCGGAGCCAACAUGCAGGACAGCGAGGUGCAGGAGCUCAUGGACGCGGCUGACUUUGACGGCAAUGGCAUGAUUGACUAUGGAGAGUUUCUAGCGGCCACGAUGCAUUUGAACAAGAUCGAGCGGGAGGAGACGCUGUUUGCGGCAUUUUCGCAUUUUGACAAGGACAGCUCGGGAUUCAUUACAGUGGAUGAGCUGCAGCAUGCUUGUAGGGAGUACAGCAUUGACGAGGACUGCAUCGUUGAAACGAUGCGUGACGUCGACACUAACAAUGAUGGGCAGAUUGACUACAACGAAUUUGUGACAAUGAUGAGGGCUGGGAACGGUGGCAUUGGUCGGAAAAGCCUGGGCGGUAGCUGGACCAGCGGAAACUAA